GCACAAAAACUGGACAUGUUCUGUUGCUGUAAAACUGGAAAAUGCAAUAAAGUCGGAGCAGUAAGAAAGUGGGUGGAAGAGGGAUCUACCCAUAAGAGUUUAAGAGGCUCUGCUCUCUCUACUGGAAGAGAAAUUGUGGAGAAAUUAGAAAGGGAAAAGAGCACAACUUUUGUUGAAUACUCUGUGAUCUCGGGGAUUUUAUUCGUGGAAUCAAGGUUCACAGAAAGUGCUAGGAAAGCUCGCAGAGCCAAACGACGUUGGCGCAGUGUUUCAUUUGAUCUGCCAGAUGAAGAGCAAGAAGAGAACGAUCAUUUAAUGUCUUUGCUUGAAGAUAUUGAGAAUAUGAAUCUUUCAAAUAAAACUGAAAUUAUUAGGAAUACCAAGACCACCACCAUGAGCAACACUGUCCCAGCUAUUGGCAAGCCUGCCCCUGUCUUCAAGGGCACUGCCGUUGUUGAUGGGCAGUUCAAGGAGAUUUCCCUGGAGGAUUACAAGGGCAAAUAUGUCAUUUUCUUCUUCUACCCUUUGGAUUUCACCUUUGUCUGCCCCACUGAAAUUAUCGCCUUCUCUGACCGUGUUGAAGAAUUCAGGAAAAUUGGAUGCGAAGUGGUUGCUUGCUCUACAGACUCCCACUUCUCCCACCUUGCUUGGAUCAAUACUCCUCGCAAGGAAGGUGGUCUUGGUACCAUGAAGAUUCCUCUUCUGGCUGACAAGUCAAUGGAAGUUGCAAAGGCUUACGGAGUUCUUAAGGAGGACGAAGGCAUUGCUUUCAGAGGCCUCUUCGUUAUUGACGGCAAGCAGAAUCUCCGUCAGGUAACCAUCAAUGACUUGCCAGUUGGGCGUGACGUAGAUGAAACACUGCGAUUAGUACAGGCCUUCCAGUUCACAGAUGAGCACGGUGAAGUAUGCCCUGCUGGCUGGAAACCCGGAGCCAAGACAAUGAAGGCUGAUCCUGCUGGCAGCAAAGAAUACUUCCAGAACGAAAAUUAAUAUAAUGACCUCUUUACUUUGAUUUUUUUUUUUUUUUUCUCCUUUUAUAAAAGAUUUUGGAUCUGUCUUGUUCAAAAAGAGUUGGCAUUCAGGAUAUGGCAUUAGGUUCAUUCUGGUAAUGAUAUUUCCUUUUGUUAAAACCGGUUUGAAAGCUCAAGUAAUUACAGUACACAACAUAGUUUGAAUCAAAAUAAGUUCAGGUUAUUUUGAAGAAAAGCUGCGUUAUUUCACAGUAUCAGUAUUCUAUGUUUAGAAGGUGUAUAUUUAAUCAAUAAACUUGCCAGUCA
Messenger RNA from Penaeus chinensis, 1277 nucleotides. RefSeq names its product peroxiredoxin 1-like. The record is from RefSeq and is a predicted model, not a curated record. Gene Ontology annotation, molecular function: thioredoxin peroxidase activity. Bases 16 to 990 code for a protein of 324 amino acids. Gene Ontology annotation, biological process: response to oxidative stress; hydrogen peroxide catabolic process; cellular response to stress. The transcript has 5 exons. Gene Ontology annotation, cellular component: cytosol. Lineage: Eukaryota; Metazoa; Arthropoda; Malacostraca; Decapoda; Penaeidae.